Molecule: messenger RNA, 1071 nt
Organism: Chaetomium fimeti
Lineage: Eukaryota; Fungi; Ascomycota; Sordariomycetes; Sordariales; Chaetomiaceae
Product: BAG domain-containing protein
Exons: 1
Coding region: 1-1071 (356 amino acids)
Molecular function (GO): protein-folding chaperone binding
Source: RefSeq, a predicted model, not a curated record
AUGCCGCGCUAUGGCUUCUCGAAUCGCUGGGCCGUCUCGCCCUUCAGCUCGCAGGAGGGCGUUCCCGACGUGACCUCGGAAGACUACAGCUACAUCACCUCGGCAGACCUGGAAGACCAUGGCAUCGAUGUUCCUCGGCCAUACGCACCUCACUCUCACGUCGUCGAACCGCACUUCGCCCCGCCUCAUUCUCACUUCGUCCCUCCUCACUCUCACGUCGACUCGCACCCGCAUUCGGCGCCGCCGCCGACCUACGGCCGACAUCAGCCUGAGGACGACGUCCUGCUGAUCAAACACAAGGCCAUCAACUACCCGGAGCAUUUUCCAGCGUAUUCCAUCGGCGACGGAAAGCUCUUGGUCAGCGACGUCCGUGAGCGUGUUAAGAUGAUCUUGGACCUCUCAGAUCGUCAGGCGGGAAGGAUCAAGCUUUACUACAAAGGGCGUCGGCUAAAGAAAGCCGACCUUCCGGUGCGCGAGUACGGUGUCAAGAAUAAUAGUGAGAUCCUGAUGGUCCCUGGAGAUUCAAGUCGUGGGAGCGGCAGUGAGACCAGCGAAGAGGUCGUGGGAGGCAGGCGAGACGACCGGGAACGGUACGAAACGCAGGGUAACUCGCCAAGAGUCGGCAGGUCAGGCAGGUGGGACGACCGGAGCCCGCGUGGCAGCGGGUCGCAAGUCGGUCUCGAUGUCCCGGUGGACGACAACAGAAGAAGAGCCACCUCGAGAGUUCGGACCCAGUCACCGGGAUCUGGAGUUUCUACCGCCAGUGCCCCUGCCGCCACCCCCGUCGGCAAGCCCGGAGGCCCCAUCGAGAAGCUGAACGGCAUCGCCGCAGACUUCAACACCAAAUGGCUACCCCUUUGCCUCGACUUCAUCGCCAGAACUCCGAGCGACCCGAAGAAACGCGUCGAUGAGCAUCGCAGGAUUUCCGAGAGCAUCAUGCAACAAACCCUGUUGAAGCUUGACGCGAUUGAAACUUCCACAGAAGAAGGCGCGCGGGCGAUAAGGAAAGCGUUGGUGGUCGAGGUGCAGGGCGUCUUGAACAAGAUGGAUGCUGCGAAGAAUGCAGCAUAG